AUGGGACUAGAACACAAUUUUGAAGAGGAAGAAGGCAGUGACGUGGACCGUGAACUUCGUCCUUUAGCACGACGUACAGGAAAACACAUAGCGGCAGGAGAGGAAAGACCUAGAAUCAAUUCUAGUCAACAAACGACCCCCACUGAAGGUGAGUUUCUAGAAGUGGAAAUGUUAGUUAGUCUAGCAGCGUUGUGGGCUUUAUAA
Messenger RNA from Leptosia nina, 204 nucleotides. NCBI's taxonomy places the organism in Eukaryota, Metazoa, Arthropoda, Insecta, Lepidoptera, Pieridae. The record is from the annotation of a GenBank genome assembly.